Triplophysa rosa is the source of this 2042-nucleotide messenger RNA. It is a transcript of the gene arf1, whose product is annotated as ADP-ribosylation factor 1. NCBI's taxonomy places the organism in Eukaryota, Metazoa, Chordata, Actinopteri, Cypriniformes, Nemacheilidae. Gene Ontology annotation, biological process: vesicle-mediated transport; intracellular protein transport. The record is from RefSeq and is a predicted model, not a curated record. Bases 122 to 664 code for a protein of 180 amino acids. Gene Ontology annotation, molecular function: GTP binding; GTPase activity. The transcript has 5 exons. Gene Ontology annotation, cellular component: cytoplasm; plasma membrane.
UCUGACGGAAGUGACGCGUACGCACUGACGUGGCCGGAAAUCCGCCAUCUUGAGGAAGGAGACGCCUUGUAGUUGAAGAGGAAACUUAUAGACUUUUCAGCAGUGAGAACAUCUGUCAAACAUGGGCAAUCUUUUUGCAAACCUCUUCAAAGUCUUUGGGAAGAAAGAGAUGAGAAUUCUCAUGGUGGGUCUUGAUGCUGCUGGAAAGACGACGAUUCUUUACAAGCUGAAGUUGGGGGAAAUAGUAACCACAAUCCCAACCAUCGGUUUCAACGUUGAAACUGUGGAGUACAAGAACAUCAGUUUCACCGUUUGGGAUGUUGGCGGUCAAGAUAAAAUUAGACCGUUGUGGCGUCAUUACUUCCAGAACACACAAGGUCUGAUCUUUGUGGUUGACAGCAAUGACAGAGAGCGUGUGAAUGAGGCACGAGAGGAACUCAUGAGAAUGUUGGCCGAAGAUGAGCUCAGGGAAGCAGUCCUGCUAGUGUUCGCCAACAAACAGGAUCUCCCGAAUGCCAUGAACGCUGCCGAACUCACGGAUAAGCUGGGGCUGCACUCGCUCCGGCACAGGAACUGGUACAUUCAAGCCACGUGUGCCACCAGCGGCGAUGGCCUCUAUGAAGGACUUGACUGGUUGUCCAACCAACUGAAACACCAGAAAUAAUCACCUCACUGUACUGGCUUAGAUCUUCUCAACACUUGCUUUAAUCUUACGUUUUUAAACAGACGUUGCCGGAAGCUGCACUUGUUUCUGAUGUAUACAUCUGAUAUAUGCAGAAGCCCUUUGGGGGAAACACGCCAAGACAGACACGUCACUCGUGUUUUUUGUACAUAGUUGUGUUCUUGCUAUUAGGCAGCUGUCUGAGCACCAUUAUGCAAUGUAGUUUUAGACUUUCUUUUCGUUUCUUUUCCUUACACUGUGUCUUCACCGGACGUGGUGCAAUGCGACGCGACACGUGCUUGUUCUAAUGGGAUUGUCACGCCACGUCCGGUGUGGACAAAAUUUUAAAUUAUAAUGCGUUCUCUUGUCGCAUUGCGCCGCGCCACAUCCGGUGUAGACACGGUGUUAUUGUUUGAGUCAUUGGACUAGGGAAGUUUUAAGAACACCGGUCAGAUCUCAUUUGAAUCUUGCACAUGUAUUAUGUUAUUGUGCUUAUAUCAUAUCUUACGUGUACUGUAAACAAAACUAUUUUGUUUGUCUCAAACUGUUUCAAAGUACAGGAAAUCAAACUGUAUGGACACUACCUGUUACCGUUAUUGUACCAUUUAGGGGAAGAGAAGCCAAAAACGAUUACACUGUUUUUACUUCGGCAAAAGUUGACAUGACCUCAAGCUUUACUGUCAGGAUAUGUUAGGAGCCAUAGGUGUGAUGUCCAGCUAUACAAAGAAGCUCGUGUCAGACUCCUGAUACAAAACGUAAGCGUUUUUGUGUUUGAGAGAACUCUUCGUGUGGCUCAGGUUUUGGUUAGCAAAAAUACAUUUCAUAUUGUGUUUAAGGGUCUUGCUAAAGUGCAUGUGAACCGUUAAUCUAACCACCACUAAAUAAACAACAACAACCUCGUUUAAGCAGCUAAUAACUUGAUGUCUAACAAAAUCAGUUAUGAAUUUUGGUGGAAUCUUUUUAUUACCUCUGCAUUUGUGCUUCUGAACAACUAUGAGUGUCUCAUGAGAGUGUAGCAUGUUAAAAAAAAAAUCAUUUGUAUGAGCUUUCUAUUUCAUGUAUAGGUUUCCUCAGAUUUGCCCCUGGUGCCUUUAUGGUCUACAGAGACACCCAUUUAAGUUCUUGUAAACAACUGUCAUGUCCACUCACAUGGUCAUUAUUGAAGCAAUGUUAAGAGUUGAUGUACUAUUAUUUAUCUUUAUUUUCUCUUCAUUCUGAUUAAUCUCUAAUUUGAUAGACACUGUUUGCUUGGGGUCAAAAACUGUAUGUGAAUCUCUUAGUGAAAUAUGUCUGAUAGUGUGAUUCUUAACAUAAAUGUCUUUUUUAAUUUUUUAAUUUGACAGAAAUGCACUGUAAUUAAAGAUAUUAGUGUACAACUGGA